Molecule: messenger RNA, 5728 nt
Organism: Amphibalanus amphitrite
Lineage: Eukaryota; Metazoa; Arthropoda; Thecostraca; Balanomorpha; Balanidae
Exons: 2
Coding region: 709-5334 (1541 amino acids)
Biological process (GO): DNA integration
Molecular function (GO): nucleic acid binding
Source: RefSeq, a predicted model, not a curated record
AUUAGUAGCCUCUUACCUUUUUUUACCUUCACCCGUGACCCGUGUUGAUGUACCCUACCUUUCCUCACCCAGUAAAACUUUCCUCUAUUUGCCCGCCCCUGUCCUGAAUCCAUCACUUUUUGUUAGUGAUGUAAUGCUUCCAUUUUUCACCGAGCCGAUUUCGUUUUGUUUUUAUCCUUUCCAGUCAGUCUGGAUCCAUCUGUCGCCGUGUUACCGCUACCUGUAAAGUAAUAAACCGGCAGAGAAGUUGACGUUGGAAUUUCAAGUUGCUAACCAGAGGAAUCGGCCUGUAAUUUUAGCGUAUCUACUACAUAGUCCUCCGCGGCCGGAUGACUGUUUUUUCAGUCAUUUGCUUCUUUGUUCUUUGCUGAUUGCUUUGAAGAUUUGCGCUGUGAUUUGACAUCAAGAUGCCUGACAAGAUGAGUGAGGAAGUGGAGGUGUUGGUGAAGGACAGAACUCUGCUUAGAGAUUCCAGUAUUUUCUGGAGAUCUGUUACAGUGGUCAGAAUUCUGGGACCUGUUUGAGGUUGCUGUGCACACCAAUUCAAGGUAUGUGAAUGUACAGAAGUUCAGCAUACUAAAGAGCCACCUCUCUGGUUUAGCACUGCAAUGUGUUAAAGGUAUACCAGUGUCUGAUGCUUGCUACCAGUCAGCUGUGGAUGCAUUGAAAGACCGAUUCUGUAAAAUCGAGAGAGUGAGGGAGGAGAUCAUGAAAAGGUUGUUGAACAUGCCCAGUGUCAGUGACGACCUAUCUGCCAUGAGAUCCUUCAUAGACCAUCUGAUGUCACAUGUGAGGACACUGACCGCGAUGGGAGUAAGCUGUGCUAACCUGUCGAGCCUGCUUCUUCCCAUAGCCAAGGGAAAGCUGCCAGAGUCGUGGAGGCUCGAAUGGGCGCGCCAGCACCAGCCGGAUCCAGGGUUGGAGGACUUCCUCGGGUUUCUUCGCAAGGAGAUGGACAUGAGGGAGGAAGCCAACAUCGGCGCCAGGCAUCCUGUCCCUCCGGAACGGAGCCCACUGCACUCAGUGAGUAUGCUGGCGGUGAGUCGGAACCGAACAACCCCUGCCAGUGCUGCAUGGACCUGCGUGGCUUGCAAAAAGGAUAAACAUGGCCUGAGCAAGUGUCUUGACUAUCAGAGAAUGUCUGUUGAUGAUAGAUGGCUUGUAGUGAGGAGGGCUGGUUUGUGCUAUCAGUGCCUGGGGCCGCACUUUGCUCGUGACUGCCGCAGCUCCAACUGCCGUGUGUGUGGAGAGCGACACCACACCAGCCUCCACAGUGAGCCAGGACGCCAGCCCGGAGCUGGUACCCGUGACCGACGGCCGCCCGCACACCGAGCGGACAGCCGUCCCCAGCAACUGCCUCCCUGCCGCGAGGGGAGCUACCUACCAGAUCUGCCACCGCCAACGCCAGUUGGUCAGCAACCUCAACGUCCAGGUUGGUCGCCCGCUGUUCCCCGCCAGGCCAUGAAUGUCACCGCUGCUUGCGCUGUUGAUGUGCCACAGCCAGUCUUACCAACGCCAGUCUCACCACAGCCGCUAGUGCCAUCAUCCAGCACUACCGCUAGGGUGAAUACCGCUUGUGCUAUGCCCGACGUGCAUAUGACGCCGUGUGCUGUCGCUCACUGCUCACCUGAUGCUUGCCCGCUGGAGGCUGCUCCGUCUGACCGACCUGCUGCAUGCGAAAACUUGUGUUACAUGCAGACAGCUCUGGUGGAGGCGUCUGGACCGCGGGGUACCUGCCAGCUUCGCGUUCUUCUCGACGGCGGCUCGGACUCGUCGUACGUGAGGACAUCUGCAGCGGAGCUACUCGGUCUGCCCACGGUGGGGAGAGGUGUGUUCGCCUGCCUGGGCUUCCAGGAGCGGCUCGAGGAGCCGAGGAUGUAUGAGAAGGUGAGGCUGUCUCUGCGGAGCCGUCACGGUGGGGAGCCUCACGUCUUCGAUCUGUGGAAGACUGAUCGUCUCUGUUCCCAACUGACCCCCGCCCGACCGCCUACUGCCGUAUUUACACCGCAUCUUCUGCUUGCUGAUGAUUUUGAGGGUGGGCCGGUGGACGUGUUGAUCGGCGCCGACCUGAUGUACAGAGUUGUGUUGUGGGAGCAGGUGAAGCUGACUGACCAUCUCAGGGCCCUGGAGACUGUGUUCGGCUACGUCCUGCACGGCCGAGAUGGGUCACCGGUGGACUGCGAGCCGGUGGACUGCGCGUCUGUGAAGUACGCGCUCCGUUGCUGCCGGCUUCCGUCGCCAGACUUCAAGCCGGAGCAGCUCUGGAGUCUGGAGGCGCUCGGCAUCUCCGGGGACGAGGACGAGAGAUCACCGAUGAAGCCGAAGUGGAGUGACGCCGAACAGAGGUACGAAAUGAACCUGCUGUGGAAGUCUGAUGAUCGCCCCCUCUCUAACCUCAGCUCAGCAGCAGCCCGGAUCAGACGCAUGGAGGGACGGCUCACAGUCCCCGAGCGGGAAGCGUACCAGAGACACCUGGAAGAUCUGUAUAGAGCCGGCGUGAUCGAGACGCCGCCCAACGAUGACCUACAAGGGUUCUACCUGCCGCACCGCGGCAUCUGGCGCGGUGGAAAGCUGCGGGUGGUCUUCGACGGCUCUGCCCGGGACGCCACUGGCCACAGCCUGAAUGACUACCUGGAGCCGGGAAGCAAUCUGCUCAGACGUCUGCCUGCCGUGCUGCUCAACUUCAGACGAGACGCCGUGGGAGCUCAGACAGACAUACGUGCUGCCUUUCACCAGGUUUCGGUGUCCGAGGAGGACCGAAAGUACCUACAGUUUCUGUGGGACGGACAGCGUCUUCGUUUCCGCAGAGUUCCGUUCGGUAUAACAUGUUCCCCAUUCAUGCUGCUGCAAACUAUCUCUGUUCACCUGGACCUGUACUGUGGGGAGGAGCCGGGUCUGUGUGAGAAGUUGCAAUGUGGCCUGUACAUGGAUGAUGUGUGCACCUCCUUCUGCAGCAGAGCCGAAGCUGAGUCGAGCAUGUCGCGGGCGGAGGAGAUCUUCCGCGACGCAGGCAUGGAGUUGCACAAGCGGCGCAUCUCCGGUGACGCUGACAGCGAGGCCAACGUUCUGGGUCUUCUGUGGAACCCCGCCACGGACCUGCUCGCAGUGAGUGUGCCUGGCUUCCAUGUGGCCAAGACCAGGAGAGAGAUGCUGUCCCUGCUGAGUAAGCCGUUUGAUCCGCUCGGUGUACUCUCUCCGUGGCUUGUUGUCGGCAGGUCUCUGUUCCAGAGAACGUGGGGAGUCGGAUGCACGGUCAGCUGGGAUGAGGAGCUGCCCCCACAGCUACAGGAGGAGCUAGCAGAAUGGCUCACAGACGCACCAGACCAAACUGUAUGGUUCCCCCGCGCGCUGCUGACGAAUGACUGUGACGUCACCUACCAUGUCUUUUGUGAUGCCUCAAAGAAAGCGUAUUGUUGUGUCAUCUACGCUGUGCAGGGUGGGGAGUCCAGGCUGCUCAUGUCCAAAUCUCGUCUCGCGCCCCUGACUCCCGCCCUCAGCGUGCCCAGACUUGAACUGAUGGGUGCCCUCAUCGGCGCCAGGCUGAUGGACUUUGUCAGACAGGCGUUGAGUCUGGAGAGCCCACAAGUCGUCUAUUGGACCGACUCCAUGGACGUCAUCUUCUGGCUGAAGAGCAAGAAGAAGCUGAAGCUGUUCGUGCAGAACAGAGUGACCACCAUCCUCCAGUUGACUCAAGCGGGGCAAUGGCACCACGUAAGAGGACAAGACAACCCGGCCGACCUGGGGACGAGAGGUAUGUCCAUGACCGCUCUGGAGAAGUGUGAUCUGUGGUGGCGAGGACCGACAUUUCUCCGACAGGGACCUGAUACCAGGAUCUGCUGUGGACCGACAGUCGAGGCCGACAGUCUGCAGCCGUCUCAGGAGGCCACCAGUGAAGUGAAGCUGCAGAAGCCCCCGUUAAAGCUGACCCUGCUGACGACGCGAAGUGACACAAGUGAGACCCUACCGUUUGACAUUACGUCAUGUUCUACCCUCACACAGGCUGUGCUGAGGCUCGCGUGGGUGUUCCGUUUCGUCACCAACAGCCGCCUACCGAGGGAGGAGCGCCGGACGGGUCCGCUGACGCCCGAGGAGAAGAGACUGAGCCUCCGCUUCUGGAUCAGAGAGGCACAGGCCCGUGCCUACAGAGAGGAGACCAACGCCGUACGUGCCGGUAGACUGCUGCCGGCCGGCUCACCGCUUCAAAAGCUGCAUCCACAGCUAAGUGACGAUGGCGUGCUGGAGGCGACGCUGCGCAGUGGGGAGCGGGCUGUGCCUGUGCUGCCCGAUCUGGCCCAUGUCACCACUCUGAUUGUCGAUGACGCGCACCGCCUCUGCUUCCACCAGGGGACGCGGGUAACCCUCUCCCUGCUGACUGCUGAGUACGCGGUGAGGAGACGCACGGUGCGUCGAAUCGUUGAAACCUGUCGCCGAUGCCGUCGUUACCGAUGCGUACCGUACCGAUCACCUGAGGGAGCACUGCCCAACUUCAGAACACAGCCGAGCCGUCCAUUUGCCAAAGUCGGUGUCGAUUUUUUCGGCCCACUGUACGUUGAUCAGAGCCAGGCGAAAGUGUGGGUGCUUUUGAUAACAUGUGCCACUUCCCGUGCGGUGCACUUAGAGCUUGUUCGCUCACAGGCCACCGCUGACGUGAUCCUGGCGCUGAGACGGUUCUGCGCCAUCCGAGGGACGCCAGCUCUGGUGUACAGCGACAACGCUCGGACGUUCCGGGCCUUGCUUGGCCACCUACCCCGGUCGGUAACGUGGAAGUUCAUCCCUGAGGCUGCCCCCUGGUGGGGAGGGUACUGGGAGCGUUUGGUGGGCGUGACAAAGAAGGCUCUUCGCAUCACCCUACAUCAGUGCCACCUGACGUUUGAGGAGUUGUCUGCCACGAUGUAUGAGCUCGCUUUUUUCAUAAACCUGCGCCCCCUCACCCAGGGCGAUGGUGAAGAUCUCCUUACCCCCGCCCACCUGCUGUUCGGCGUGACGAGCAUAGACGGUGUCUUGUGCCCAACAUUGAAAGAGUGUUCCAUCAGCAGGGCCUGGCGUCACCAAAAGCGGGUCUGCGACCAUCUGAUCCGGCGGUGGUGUGAUGAGUACCGCAACGCUCUCCGCUGCUGGAGCGUCUCGCCCCGUGGACGACCUAGCCGUACACCGCGCGUGGGAGACGUGGUGCUAGUCCACAGUGAGAGGCCGCGCGGCCGGUGGCCUGUGGCGCGAGUGACGCGGCUGCUGGCGGGACCGGACGGCCACGUGAGGGCCGCCGUCAUCAGCCUGCGCGGGCGGAGCACUCGCCGCCCUGUCAGCCGCCUGUUCCUGCUGGAGGCGGCGGACUGAGUCGGACUGAGUCGUACCGGUGCAGUGAUCGGGACGAGUUACGUCGCCGCGAACUAUCGCAGAGUGCUGUGCCUUUUGUCGUAUUCAUCGUUCUGUUUGUUUUUCGAAAUCGGUCGUGCGCUCGAUUUCGAGUGGGGAGUGUGUUGUGAUUAGUAGCCUCUUACCUUUUUUUACCUUCACCCGUGACCCGUGUUGAUGUACCCUACCUUUCCUCACCCAGUAAAACUUUCCUCUAUUUGCCCGCCCCUGUCCUGAAUCCAUCACUUUUUGUUAGUGAUGUAAUGCUUCCAUUUUUCACCGAGCCGAUUUCGUUUUGUUUUUAUCCUUUCCAGUCAGUCUGGAUCCAUCUGUCGCCGUGUUACCGCUACCUGUAAAGUAAUAAACCGGCAGAGAA